CAUUGGCUUCCUUCUGCCUGAAGAUGUUCCACCAAGUUUGGGCAGCUCUGCUCUACCUCUAUGGCAUUCUCCUUAACUCCAUCUCUCAGUGCCCUGAGCACAGUCAACUGACAACCCUAGGAAAGGAUGGGAAAGAGUUUUCAGAGUCCCACCUGGGCCAGUGGUACUUCAUCGCAGGGGCAGCUCCCACCAAGGAAGAGUUGGCAACUUUUGACUUUGUGGACAACAUUGUCUUCAACAUGGCUGCUGGCUCUACCCCACUGCAGCUCCAGCUUCGUGCUACCAUUCGCACGAAAAAUGGGAUGUGUGUGCCCCGGAAAUGGACCUACCACCUAACCAAGGAGGGCACCGAUCUCAGAACUGAAGGCCGCCCUGACAUGAAGACUGAGCUCUUCUCUAGUUCAUGUCCAGGUGGAAUCAUGCUGAAAGAGAUGGGCCACGGUUAUCAGCGUUUUCUCCUUUAUAAUAGAUCACCACACCCUCCUGAAAAAUGUGUAGAAGAAUUCCAGCUCCUGACCUCCUGUCUGAAUUCCAAGGCUUUCUUACGGACUCCCAGGAACCAAGAUGCUUGCGAAGUGUCCAGUAACUGA
Elephantulus edwardii (Cape elephant shrew) is the source of this 590-nucleotide messenger RNA. RefSeq names its product apolipoprotein M (gene APOM). Gene Ontology annotation, biological process: high-density lipoprotein particle clearance; high-density lipoprotein particle assembly; cholesterol efflux. The transcript is spliced from 6 exons. The coding region runs from base 24 to 590 and encodes 188 amino acids. The record is from RefSeq and is a predicted model, not a curated record. NCBI's taxonomy places the organism in Eukaryota, Metazoa, Chordata, Mammalia, Macroscelidea, Macroscelididae. Gene Ontology annotation, molecular function: phospholipid binding; lipid carrier activity. Gene Ontology annotation, cellular component: high-density lipoprotein particle; low-density lipoprotein particle; very-low-density lipoprotein particle.